Molecule: messenger RNA, 351 nt
Organism: Dinoponera quadriceps
Lineage: Eukaryota; Metazoa; Arthropoda; Insecta; Hymenoptera; Formicidae
Product: histone-lysine N-methyltransferase SETMAR-like
Exons: 1
Molecular function (GO): nucleic acid binding
Source: RefSeq, a predicted model, not a curated record
CCAGAAUUGGCCAACAGGAGAAGUGUUGUGUUCCAUCAGGACAACGCCAGGCCACACAUGUCUCUAGUGACUCGCCAGAAUCUCUGGGAGCUUGGUUGGGAAGUUUUGAUGCAUCCACCAUAUAGUCCGGCACCAAGCGAUUACCAUGUUUUUCUUGCAUUGCAAAACUUCCUUAGUGAUAAGAAAUUGGCAUCAAGAGAAGAUUGUGAAAAUCGAUUACUAGAGUUUUUCGCCAAUAAGGACCAAGACUUCUGUGAAAGAGGCAUUAUGAAGCUACUUUUAAAAUGGCAAAAAAUUAUAAAACAAAACGGUGCAUAUUUAACCCAAAUCAGACAAUCCGAAACAUGUUAA